Molecule: messenger RNA, 4013 nt
Organism: Paramisgurnus dabryanus
Lineage: Eukaryota; Metazoa; Chordata; Actinopteri; Cypriniformes; Cobitidae
Cellular component (GO): plasma membrane
Molecular function (GO): protein binding
Source: RefSeq, a predicted model, not a curated record
CCUAGGGAGUUGUUUUUUGUUUGAGUUAGGAAACAGGCAACACAAAUGUGGGAUCAGGUGAAGGUGGUUAAAACAAUCUUUUGACCACUUUUCUCACUUAUGUAGCAUUUAAGUUGUAAUAUUAAUGGAAAUGUCAAGCCUGUUCAACCUUUAAAUAAAAGGAUAUAUUUUUGCAUAAAGAAAGUGUUGGAAGUGCGUACAGAGGGACCACCUGUUCACUCGAUCCACGGCCUUAAUUUAGACUGUUAAGAACCAUUGGAAGGCCGAUACACACAGUUAUGCAUUCUGUGUUUCUUUACACACUUUUCUUUUUUUAGACAUGUUUUUAUGAGUUUGAGCCGUCUUUAUAAAAUUAAUUUUCUUGAAAAAAGAAAAAUCCAUAUAUAUUUGGCAGCUGAUAAGUUUGUCUUAUAAUCAUUCGCACUGUACACAAAGAUGUAUAGUUCCUGAAAGUGUUUUUCUCGGUUCCUCUUGUGCGAUCUAUUUAAACACAAUACCCUGUAUACAGUACAUUACAUUAUUUGUAGAAAAUGUUAGUCAGUUCUUUGCUAAGCUACAGUAGAUUUUUCAUGUAUGACUCUAAAUAAGCUGUGUCCCUGUAUCGCCGUCUUUGAAUUAGUCUUUGAACUAAAUUAAAUUCAGUUAUUAAUUUAGACUCAUCAUUUUUUAUGACAAUAUAACAGUUAAAAUAAUGUCCUGCUUAGUAUCUGAUAAGACAAACUGCUGGGGGUCCAGAGAGACCAAAAGAGGCAGGACUUGGUUUUCAUUUAUAUUUACCUAAAAGUCCCCUGUGAAAGAAGAAGUGAGAGAAAGAUAAGUGUCAGAACAAGCAGCAUGUUAAAGAUUCAGAGCAGCAUACUAACAGUUUGAAGAAACCAAGGAAAUUUGUUUGUGUAUGCAGCUGGAUUUGGAGGAUUCUACACUAUGGGUGUGUAUGGAUCAAAUCUCUUGUCUUUGUGCUGGGUCUGGAGAUUUGCAUUGUGUUUGAGUAUCUGCAAUGUCGUGUUUGCUCUUAUAAAUAAAAAGUGUUUUACCAUCGAGGAACAUCUUCUCAGAGACAUGCCCAGGACAGAACACUGUCACCGUUAUUCAGGAAAGGGUUUCUACGCAGACUGCAACAUUACUGACCUACGCAAAGAUCUUUCAGAGGUCAGCCCACAGGUUAGAUCCCUUUGUAUCUCCGGUGACAUCAAAAGAAUACCUGCCAAUGCCUUUGCAAACUUUCCUUCUUUGGAAGUUCUUGAAAUAAAUGGGUAUAAUUUGAUGAGUGUCGAGGCUUAUGCUUUUUCAGGUCUUACAAACCUGAGGUAUUUGUGGAUGCUUUUCGACGAUGCAGAGUGUAGUUCUGUCGCCAUGGACAGCCUUGCGUUUGCUGGUUUGGCUAAUUUAGAGGAACUGACACUGAUAGGUGUAAAGUUCGAAAACGUAUCAAGCAGACUAUUUGAUCCAUUGACGAAGGUUAAUAAAAUAAAAUUAUCCAGGAUUUGUGAACAGGACCUUGGGGUUGUUUUUUGUUACCUUUCCAUUGGGAUGUCCCAUCUGAAGGAUCUAGAGGUGAUAGACAGUUUUAUUUCAACCAUCAUGAACAAUGGAUGCCCAGAUGGGUCAAGGACCUGGCCAUUGAAUGUUCUUGCUGGAAUUCAGAAUCUUGACUUAACAGGAAACCCCAUCAAAGUCAUACAGGCCAAUUCGUUAAUUGUGUUCCAGAACCUCUCCAGUUUAAUAAUCGAGUUUAGAGGAGAAUGGCUGGGCAAAAUUUGGGAAUCUGGGAUCGGACAAGUCGGUCAUUUGUGUUUGAGAGGUAAUGUGAUGGAUAAAUACUCUACAAAUGUCAGCGAGUUGUGUCACCUCAUCUCCCGCCUCAGUCCUCAUUCCCUCAGCCUCUCUUACAUAAAAAUAGACAGAUGGACGGCAGAGGAUUUAAAGGAUUGUGGCACGAAAUUGAGAGAGUUAGAUUUUGAAAAUUCAGAGGUGUUUGACAUAGACUUUGGAUUUUGGAAAGAAAAACCAGAGAUACAGAUGCUGAUGAUGGCCGAUAUGAAGUUAAAAGAAGCUCCAUUUUGUGAUGCUGCAAAUGGAACCAUAUGGUCCUUAAAAACACUUGACCUCUCUAGAAACUUAAUGACAGAUGUUAAAGGAGACGAGUUUGCUUGUAUGCCUCUUCUUGAAAAACUUGUUUUGAGCAAUAACGCCAUACAAACACUGAUGCCUCAUGCUUUUCGAGGUUUUCAACAUUUGAAAAUUCUUGAUCUUGGUACAAACAAGAUCUCACAGCUUAGUCUAAAAGAUUUCAGAUACUUGAAGUCUUUGGAGGUCCUCCUCAUUAAUGACAACCUUAUCAAAAAGAUUGAGGAUGGGACCUUUCGCCACCAGCAGGAGCUUCGUGAAUUGGAAUUUGGCAGAUUGGAAUAUGUUUACACAUUGCAUCUGGAUAAGAUUUUUACUCGAUUUCCACCGAAAAUGCAACGCCUUAGUAUUGAUGCGCAUUAUGGAACAACUUUUUAUGAGGAUUUUUAUGCCGCACCACCCGAGGGGAUGUUUGAUCUGGAGCUAAUUGGAGAAAGAUUGGAAUUUUUAAGCUGUAAUAGCUCUAUUUACAGAGCCGUCCGAGAGCUAAAGGUGACUUCUAGCUAUUUCAUAUGCCUAAACGACUUCGUGAUACCUUAUUUCCCAAACCUGGAAUCAUUCGAGAUGAUUCAGGUCACAGAAAGAGCUUUUAUGUUUUACGGGGCAAUCAACGUUCUGCAUCGUCUGAAGCGUCUCAAGCUUAUCAACCUGAAUUUCACGAAUAAUACAGAUGCUGAAAUUGCCUUCCAGAACCUGAGGCAACUCCAGAUCCUUGUACUUGUAAACUGCCGUCUCAGCUUCCUGACCAAGAGUAUGUUCAAAGACCUGAUAUCUCUGCAGCUGUUGCGUCUCUACAGCGACAGUCCUCUAGUCUUGGUUGAUGGCCUGUUCGAUGUUUUGCCAGCACUAUCAGUCUUUGUUUUAGAUAAAGUGAACUUCCAGUGUGAUUGUGAGAACAACUGGAUUCUUGACUGGGCGGACAGCACCAAACAAGUGCAGGUGAUCUACGCACAAAAGCAGGAAUGUACCUGGCACUAUCAGAAACGCAACUUUUUGGCAACCAUGGAGAAGUUGUGUCAGACUGACACGCAGUUUGUGUGCUUUGUAGCCACUGCUACCACUAUUUGUCUGAUGAUGUUCCUGGCAGUGGGAUAUCACUUUGCUCGCUGGCCCACCGUGAUCCUCUAUUUCCUCCUUUUAUGGGACUGAUCUGCUGAUGUUGUCUUUAUGGUGCAACAAUUUAAUGUAACAAGUCCUGGCACAAAUGUAAAAUGUAUUUGACUGGGUAUAUUAAUAAGAAUAGCAUAGUUUUAUUAUAAGUUUGAGAGUUACAAACUAAUCCGCCCAGGUCUAAUUUGUAAUGCUAUGCAUUUUCUCUUUCAUUUCCAGUAGUUCAUACAUGUUGUUGUUUUUUUAGAUGAUACUUGGCUAAUACAUUGCAUACAAAUACUGAAUGUAAUUGUUUUGAGAAUAUGUUUGAGUGUUUGUUUUGUUAAGCCCAUCAUGCUUAAAUUAUUUUGACCGUGUUUGAUUUGACUGAGUGAAAUUGUUUACUACUUUUAUUUAAAAGAUUCUGUAAAGAAUAUGUUUAGUACAUAAUAUGCCUAUAUGUUGACCUGACCUUUUUAAUUAAAGAGAAAUGCUGUAACCAAACAAAUCCUUGAAUGAAAAUGCAAGUUCAUCUUUCCUUUCGUGCAGGCCAGUAUAUGAAUAAAGAUUGCCUUUUGUGUGUGCCUGCUGGGUUUAUCAAUCCACUAUAUUGAAGGUACUUUUAGAGGUAGGGGUUCAUACAAAGCACUAAAUUGUAAUGUGUGUUUUUUUUUUUUAGUUCAACACUGAUUAAUUAUAUGUUAAAAGAAAUGUGUAUUUUCUAUUUGUUAGCUGGUUAAUCUGUGAUGUAUUGCAACUGGGAUGCAAAUAGUUUUUGUCUUUUCUGCUUUGAAACC